AUGAGAGAAACACUCGUCUUCCUCCUCUUCUUCAUAACUCUAACCGUCGCUACACGAACCACCGGAUCGGUUAAAUGUCAAACCGGUUCACUCCGUUACCCGUUCGGUUUCACCGACGGUUAUCCGAUCCGGUUCAAUUGCUCGAACAAAACCGGCGAUGCGAAAAUCGGAGAUUUCGUUGUACAGGAAGUAACAAACUCAAGCGUAUACGUCAAUAUCCCUCCGAUGUGCAAACGCCAGAUCCGCAAAAUUGAACAACUUUUCCGGGAAAAUCUCGCUCCGUCGAAUAUACAGAACGUGAUUCUCUUACAGGGAUGCAACAAAUCGUCGUCUAAUUGCUUGAUUAAGAGUAGAUUCGUCCAAAACCGGUUAAAUCUCAGCAGAUGUGAAACUUCGGUUAGAUGUCUCGACAGAGCUACGACGGAUUCCGAUGUGAUGAGUAUCGGAGACGUCGUUAAUAGAAGUGACUGUAAGUAUUGGUUCUCUUCGAUUACGCCUGAGUCGAAGGAUACUAAACCGAGAUUUUCGUUGAGUUUGGGUCGAAUCAAGCUCGAUUGGUGGAUUAAGAAGGGUUGCAGUAACACGACUUGCUCGGAAAACGCAAACUGUAACGUUGUUAAGCUUCCCGGCGGCGGAUUUGGUCAUCGGUGCGCUUGUAACGAAGGAUUUCGCGGUGACGCGUUUACCGUUCACGGUGGUUGCCGAUCAGUUCAUAAACGCAAAGGACUACACAAACUCAUUGUUCUUGGUACUGGGAUUUUGAUUGGAGUUACACUAAUUGCGUUCUUGAUAUUUACUUAUAUCUACCGCUACAAACGUUCUGCGUUUUCCUCGAGAACGCCGAUCGCGAAUCGCUUGCUUUGUGAGCUCGCCGGAAACUCUAGUGUUCCUUUCUACACUUACAAAGAGAUCGAGAAAGCUACCGAUAGUUUCUCCGACAAAAACAAGCUCGGAACCGGAGCAUACGGAACAGUCUACGCAGGCGAAUUCCCAAACAGUUCAUGGGUCGCUAUAAAACGUUUAAGACAAAUAGACACAAGUAGCAUCGACCAAGUUGUGAACGAGAUCAAGCUACUUUCUUCCGUGAGCCACCCGAACCUCGUUUGUCUCUUAGGUUGUUGUAUUUCCCAUGGAGAACCGUUACUAAUCUACGAGUUCAUGCCAAACGGAACGCUUUCUGAGCACUUACAACACGAAAGAGGACACACACCGCUUUCUUGGUCCUUACGUCUCUCCAUCGCUUCUCAAACCGCAGACGCAAUCGCGCAUCUACACUCUUCGGUAAACCCUCCUAUAUACCACAGAGACAUCAAGUCGAGUAACAUCCUCCUCGACUACGAAUUCAACUCCAAAAUAUCUGAUUUCGGACUCUCUAGGCUCGGCAUGUCUACAGAUUUCGAGGCGUCACAUAUCUCCACGGCUCCACAAGGCACUCCUGGAUAUUUAGACCCUCAGUACCACCAAGAUUUCCACCUCUCGGAUAAGAGCGAUGUUUAUAGCUUUGGAGUUGUUCUAAUCGAAAUCAUCUCAGGGUUUAAAGUCAUAGACUUUACUCGUCCUUACGAUGAAGUAAACCUAGCUGUUCUUGCCGUUGACAGGAUCGGAAGAGGGCGCGUAGUAGAUAUCAUUGAUCCCUGCUUAAGAACAGAGAACAAUCCGAAAAUGUUUGCUUCUAUUCAAAACUUAGCGGAAUUGGCGUUUCGAUGCUUAUCGUUUCAUAGAAACAUGAGGCCUACAAUGAUAGAAGUUAAAGAAGACCUUCAACGGAUUAAGCUUAUGUACUUUGGUACAGAGUUAGGGAAGUCAAGAAACCGAUCCGAAAUCGAUAUGAAGAGAUUAAAUAGCCUAGAAUCAUCUCCGAGAGUAUGA
Molecule: messenger RNA, 1869 nt
Organism: Arabis nemorensis
Lineage: Eukaryota; Viridiplantae; Streptophyta; Magnoliopsida; Brassicales; Brassicaceae
Source: the annotation of a GenBank genome assembly